Messenger RNA from Xiphophorus couchianus (Monterrey platyfish), 6523 nucleotides. RefSeq names its product lectin, galactoside-binding-like b (gene lgalslb). Bases 400 to 939 code for a protein of 179 amino acids. The record is from RefSeq and is a predicted model, not a curated record. Gene Ontology annotation, molecular function: carbohydrate binding. NCBI's taxonomy places the organism in Eukaryota, Metazoa, Chordata, Actinopteri, Cyprinodontiformes, Poeciliidae. The transcript is spliced from 5 exons.
ACUUCGCCUGACGCUCAUUUACUCCAACCACCUCCAGCCUGCUGACAACACCGGAAACAAACCCAAAGAGCGCGUCCGCCUAAUCGGCUGAAGGCUCGGGGAAGAUCUGUCCGAUGAUUAGCCCUCUCCGACAGACGGGGAUUAAAGCUGCUGGCCUCUAAUUAUUAUAAAGCAUUCGUCAGCACAUUUCUCCACCCAUUUCAGGGGCCCGGCAGUAAAGCGGAGGCGGGGAGUGUGGAUGUCCUGUUAGGUGCCUGGAGCCGACCAACGUCGGGGGACGCAGGAACUGGGAAAUCCUCCCGAGGCAAGUCCCACGACGCAGACACGCCACGCUCCGCUCCGCUCCGCUCCAUCCCCCCUUCCCUCCCCACGCUGGCAUCCUGUGCUUUUCGGCUCAAGAUGGCGGUGCAGGCAGCAGAAAAGGACGGAAUAAACAUGGACGGGGAUCACACGCUGAACGACUCACUGGAGAACCCCGGUCUGAUCUCACCCGACAAGGAGGACUUAUCCCGUCUUUUGACGGUGCCUUUCAGCGGGCGCAUCCGCGGCGGAAUGCGACCGGGGAAGAAGAUCAUAGUGAUGGGCAUUGUCGAUCUGGAGCCACACAGCUUCGACGUCAGCCUGACCUGCGGACGGGAUUUGGAAAAGGAUGACCUGCCGUUCGACGUGGCCCUGAAACUCACCGCUAGCUUCGGCAACCGGCAGUUUCUGCGGCGCGCCCGCGUCUCAGGGAAAUGGACGGAUGAGGAAGCUUCCACCGCCUACUUCCCUUUCAUCCCUGACCAGCCUUUUAGGAUUGAGAUCCACUGCGAGCACCAGCGCUUCCGGAUAUUCGUGGACGGACACCAGCUCUUUGACUUUUAUCACAAAGUAAAAUCCUUGCCCUCAAUCGACACAGUACGGAUACAAGGAGACCUACAGAUCACCAAGCUCGGUUAACGCUCCCUGCUCUUCCCACUCGCAGGAGAUCUGUUUUUGCGUGUGUGUCUGUGAAGCAAAGAGUUGAUCACAAAUGACCACGCGCACACACACUAGCGCUUUACAUCGUCCCCGGUAAGCCGUCAUGCAGCGCUGCAGCAUUCCAUGUUGGGGGUGAAAUAGCUCUCUGUUUAGGAUCUCUCAACUGUUUUUCUUCGGUUGUGAGGAUAUAACGUGUUUCUGCAAGGUUUUUUUCUGUUUUUGUUUUGAACUUUAUAUCCAGUCACUAAUUUAAGCACUAAAACCCUCGUAAGUAAAAGCAAACCUCUAAAAUUAGAAGAUUGUUUGCGAGGAAAAUUUGAGUUCAAGAUUGGAAAAUGUACUGUUUGUUUGGAUUAUGACCUCUGCUUUCAAGGAUUCUUUAAUAGAAAUUAUACUUCAGAUGAAAACAAAUAAAUCUGCUCAUACUGUUCAACAGUCAAAGCAAAUUUACCAGUAACUGCUGCACAAUGGGUUUUUACUCCAGAUAAAACUGAUGUCAGGAAUAUCACAAUUUUUUUUUUUUUUUUCCCCUGUAUGUUUGGUUUCCAUUUGUUUCAAAGCUCAGAGAUGUCAAUUCAGUUCAAAUUUAAAGUCUUAUUACUGCAGAACUAAAACUUUCCGGCCUAUUUGUUACUUUCCGCCGUUGCACUUUCAACUCUUGUGCUCUCCGUGAGGUUUAUCCUAGUUUACGUGAUGAUGUGCUGCAGCCUCCCCGACCUGAAUACCUAAAAACCAGGAUUAUAUCGAGACGGCCCAUAUUGCUGUGUGCUGCGUUGGCAGGCGGAUUUCUAGCGACUCCUGCAGAUGGAAAGCAGAAAAUCAUGUUGAAAUGACUUAUUUUGUGUAAUUGGCUUAACUUCAAGAAAAUCCUUCAAACCUGAAAGCAGGGCCACGUCAUUGGCUCUACUUUGAAUGUACGGUGUGCAUGUUUCCAUGGUCGUGCAGACGACACAGCGAUGUACAUAAUUCAUUUGAAACGUUUAAUAGUUCGGUUGUUUUUGCAGUGUGGCUGUCGAUGUCACAGUUCAGGAACGUGUGUGUGUGCUUUUUAUUUGUGUUUUCUGAAUCGUUCCACAGCAGCUCAUAGCGAGGCAGAGCUUUGUUGUCACCAGCAGCUCCUUCUAAAGUCUUACUAGUAACAAUGCAACGCACCAGUCUGUCACUAUGACUGUUCCGCUACGUGCAGAAGAACCCUUUUUUUUCCUUCGGUUAUGACAAUUCUGCACUAAUUGUCGUAGUAAAACUGCUAAACGUCGUACUUCCCGUUGGUGCUGCGAUUGCUCCUCGUCCAGUGUUAACAUUUUUACAGGGUUGCAAGUUCCUGCUGAAGCUCCAUAAGAUGAAAUGUACUAAAAUUUCACAGAGAAAGCAAAGGCUGUGGGUUGCCAAGUUGGGGUAUGCUGAUUAAAAUAUAGCAUAUUUUAUCAACCGCCAUGUUACAGAGUGGUCGAUUAAGUUUGCCGAGUAUUACUUUAAAAAAAAAUAUUCGGCAUUGAUGUUGCAUCCAGUUUCUCUGAAUUCAGAACAUGUAUCUGGAAAUUACAUCAAAAUUUGUUGAAUUGUUAACUGUUAUUAGCAAAUAAUGCAAUUAUCUCACAUCAGUGUGCUUUAAAACUAAAGAGACGUGUUCACAAGCCGAUAUCGCAGACUGCUGGGUUUGUGGUUGGGUUUAAUGUAAUGCAAAAACAGUUUCUUGCUGAAAUGUUUACUAUAUUUAUUUGGUGGAUACCUCCAGCUUUGUAAAGACAUCAAGGGGCGUUCUUGUUAUAAUGAACCAGCUGAAAUGUUUUUUGUUUUUUUUCAUAAUCUUGCUCUAAUGUCAUGAAAUAGAUAAUGGUAACUUUAGAUAACCAGUCACAAAGCCCAAUUUGUGCUGUGGAUAGACUAAAACUGAUCGUCUAGAAGAAAAAUUGCCACCGAUUGGUGACAUUGAUCUAGACUGAACCUGUCUCAGGCCUUGUACACACGUAGCCAGGUCUUUAUAAAAACAAACGUCUCCGUCAUAUUGUUUAAAAAAAAAAAAAUUGUACACAUGAAAUCUGUUUCUGAAAAGUUUUUAUCCACAUUAACUUGCAUAAAUACGCCUCUGAGUGUUGUUUUAAACAUGCCAGACCCACAGAGGGCGGUGUAGUGCUAAGCUAAAACCAAUGUCAGCCAAUCACUUUUGAUUGAUUGGCUGAUUGCUCGAGAACAACCACAACUUCCUGUUAGGGAUUAAACAUGGCACCAGGAGGUAUAUUUUUGUGGAGAGGUUGAACUGCUUUUAAAUCGUAUUAGAAAGUGACGUUAAAAAACACAAAACGAUGUUGAUUAGGAAUCAUUUCAAAGUGAGCAUGUGGCUAUGUUGGCUCAUGAAUACGCAGGACUCCAAGUCUCAUGUACACACGGAAAGACAAAUAUGGAGGUUUUUUUAAACAGAGACUUUGGUCUGAUUUUAUAUAAAUGCGUGACUUUAGUGAUAUUAAACAGUUUUUGUGAGGGAGAAAGGCCAAAAUGAAUAAAAAAUGUUGUUUUCCUUGAUAUCCGGCUACAUGUGGACUAGGCCUAAAAUUCAAACAAAACUAGAGAACAAUGGUUUGUUUGUUUGUUUUUUUUCUUGUGAAGGAUAUUUUCAGGAAAAUUUUGUAGAAAGAAAUUUGACCUCGGACACCGUCUGGUGUACUCCACGUUGAUCACAAAGAGUUCAAAGGUUUUUCUGUCGUUGCUGCUGUGAACCUGGAGUAAGCCAUGACAUCUGUGCCCUCGGCGGCGCGCUGACUUCACCGCCUAGAACUUCAUCCGCCAUAUCGCUUUUUACACGUUUUCUUUUUCUCCUCAUGCCGCAUCCAUCAAAAUCUCUCUGUCUGCACCAACUGUUCGUUCCCUCUCUACUGUAGCAAUAAAUAACGUUGCUGCUGUGUGAGCGAAGGCUGGUCUGAGGCAGAGCGCCGCUUUGAACCGGGUCUUCCUGAGUUCAGUCCUCGUUCUUCGCUGGCAGGCGUUUCGUUUAUUUCGGACACAAACGGAAGACGCGCGCGGUGUGGUAUGCGAGUGUGCCGAGAGGUCAGAUCAGAUCUGUACAAGAUGUGUAAAUGUGCAUUGAUGGUGUUUGGUAUACUUCCUUGUGUUUUUUUUUGUGUUUUUUUUUAAGUUUCCGAACAGUGACUAUUGCUACUGCUGCAACAUGUUGAUAUGGUCUUACGUGACGAGUGAGAGUGACUUGGUGCUACGGUGCUGGUGGUAGAUGUGUGUUCAGUUCAGUGUCAUGUUUUUGGUCCUCGGCUGUUUGCAGAGUUGACUGCUGCAGGAAUUAUGGGGGAGGGAGAUAAACAAUUGUGAAAUUAUAGCUCUGUGUUUAUGUCACGCUUUCUCAGCUGGGACUCUCUGCGCCUGUCAUAAUUGGUCAUUUGCAAGUUCGUUUUUUUUUUUUUUAGUGGGUUUGUACUAGGCACGGGUCUAAAUCAGAUCCUCUCGGUAUGACGUUGCCAGAAGCAAAGCCUUUUAAGAUAAAAACAAAUACAUAACAUUCUAUGGUUGCUUUUAUUUAACACCAUAAAAGUUCCUACUGCUGCUAAAAUAGUGGAGCAUAUUACAAGUUUAAUAACAUCUAUGAUAAUUUUUCGUUACACUGAUUUCAAAACAAAGACCUGAAAUCAAUGCUGAUCUUGGUUGGAUGGCUCUUUUUGGGUAGGAUUGUCAGUCUUAAAGGAGGCUUAUUGUGCAAAAUUUGUAUUCUGCACUUUUUUGUACUUCCGUUCCGAGUUUCUACUGCUUCUAAAAACAGCACAAGUUCUUGGUGGGGGAAAAAAAUCCACCCAGAUGUUUUUUGGUGUCUGGAAAUAUAACCCGUUUCAAAGUCCUCCACAGAGUAACGAUGCAAAUCAGCAGGAACUGCGCCUCACCUAGUAACCCAAGCGGAACUCCAGCACGUUGGUCAGCUGGUUUUACCGCUGUGUGCACUGUACAAUGGCUGCUGGAGAGUUUUGUUGUUGACUCACCAUUCAGACACCAGUUACUGCAUUCUUGUUGGUUGCGCAGGAGGCUCUACUAAUGCUUUUCAAAGAUGUACGGUUGUAUAAUUACGCAUUUGUUUUAUUUUCACGCUGGAGGGCGUGGCCAGCAGCAGCUCAUUUUGGUUUAAAGUGACAAGAGGCCUUAAAACGUCUCAUUCUGAAAGGAAAAUGGGUCAAACUGACCAGACUGAAAAACGUAAGCAAAAAAUAUAAACAUGUUUUUUUGGGGGGGGUUUUCAAUAGACCUAUCCUAACCUGGUCACAUAAUAAGUCACCUUUAAGUGUUAAUCAACGCUUCUUUGUUUGCUACACCGUCACUGUAUAAAGGUAUUUCUACGCAGUAGAAACAAGAAAACAAAUGACUGUGUGCAACAACAGGUGUGAGAGGGGCAGCAGCUCCGUCACAGCCAAACCCAACUGUUGCACCGUCUCGACCAUCUCGUUGAAAAGAAAAACGUGAAACUGUUACAAAUGGUAUUCAGGAAACUUUAGAGGGUUUUUUUUGUAUUUGUUUCUUUUUAAAACUUUGACCCCGGUAUCCAUGCCAUGCCUAGGUUGUAACCAUGUCUGCAGUACAUGGUGCACAGCACAUAGCAACCUUGUAGGGGACUCGUAUGUUCCUUCUUUGUUCUGUUGCACUUUAACCCCACCUUUGAGAGUCCCGGUUCGGUCCGUGCGCUCAGAAAGCUUCUGUUCUGUACUUGUUGAUCUCCUUAUGAUCCCAUGAAUCCUCCACAAAGUCAUUUAAAGUAAACUCCAUUUCCCAGAUAACUCUGGGAAAUGUUUUUUUUUUUUUUUUUUUACUCCAGACUGUUCCAUUAUUUGCUCUACAAACCCAUUCAAAAUGGAAAAAUGUAACCGAAGAACUGAAUGUCUCUCUCUUUCUGAUUGUAACCGGUUUAAACACAACCCGGCUCCUACUGCCGCCAGAAUUUAUUCCCAGCUGUGUUCAAGUAAGAAAAUCCACAUCUUAGUUUGAAAGCUUCCAGUUGAUACGUGUGCUACCCUAUUUUUAUUUAUUUAUUUUUUAAGAUGUAGGUACUGGUGGGUGUGGCCUCAGGGGAUUCAUUUUGUACAUUUUAUGAAUGAGUUAUGAGGCAUAAAUAUGUGCGGGGAAGCUCGUAAACGUAACUGUUGCCCCUCCCAGCUCCCCAGUUUCUGGUUUGGUCUAGCAUGCUGUUCAUGUUCUCUUCAUCAUUCAGUGUUUGUUGAGGCUGUUUACAGAAAAGUAUGAAUAGAAAUGUUCUGUUCCAGUACACGCCUUGAUUGCAAGCUAAAGGAUUAGGAAGAAGAAAUGCCAACUAUUUCAAUAUCUAAUUGCUAAUAUUUAUUUAUUUUUUUCCCCUUCCAGUUGGAACAACUUCCUAAAAGUGCGAGAAACUAAAACGGCUGUUGUGUGAAAUACUCCCUCCCAUUUAUUUACAAAGUGUCCUAGUAGAAGUAGGCCGAUCUCUUUCUAAUGUGUUGUGUGGUUGUACAGGUCAUUUUCUAAUAAUUUAUUGUAACCUGCAGGAUCAGUGAGCCUGCUCUACGACGCUGUCUAAAUAAAGGCAUAUUGAGAAGUCACAGUU